Molecule: messenger RNA, 2545 nt
Organism: Clupea harengus (Atlantic herring)
Lineage: Eukaryota; Metazoa; Chordata; Actinopteri; Clupeiformes; Clupeidae
Gene: ptpn12
Product: protein tyrosine phosphatase non-receptor type 12
Biological process (GO): protein dephosphorylation
Cellular component (GO): cytoplasm; nucleus
Molecular function (GO): non-membrane spanning protein tyrosine phosphatase activity
Source: RefSeq, a predicted model, not a curated record
CCAAUCAUUGGACGCCGGCCCCCCAAAGGGGCGGUAUUGUUCCUCCAGACAGUUUUGUUGAAGAGUUUAGUUGCUAAUGUGGCACAGACGAAGAAGAAGAAGAAGCAAGGGAGGGGCGACCCGGUGUUUGUUUUUAUUAUAAUAGCUAUUAUUAAAUUCUGCGGGGACUCGCGAAAGAAAAGGGAGGGCGAUCGCGAUUGCACGCGCGCGUCUGGAUUAGCGCCUUUGUUUGGUCGGUCGCGGGAGCAUGCGGCGAUGAAGACGCUGGAAUGAUUCCUUAAAUAUUUAUUUAUUUAUUUCCCACACUGUUUUGGAGUUUGGAUUUCGCUACAUUUCCGUGGGAACGCUACAGCUCAGGGGGGUCCGCGAGGAUGGACCAGGCCAGCAUCCUGAGGAAGUUCAUCCAGGGGGUCGAGACGAUGCGCACCGGCGAGCGCCUGGGAGAGGAUAACUUCGGGACGGACUUCAUGAGGUUGCGGAGACUAUCGACCAAAUACAGAACAGAGAAGAUCUAUCCGACCAACGUGGGAGAGAGGGAGGAGAACGUGAAGAAGAACAGAUACAAAGACAUACUGCCAUUUGACCACAGUCGAGUCCAAGUGUCGUUAAAAUCCUCCAAUCAGGACUCAGAUUACAUCAAUGCAAACUUCAUUAAGGGCAUGGAGGGUCCGGAGACGUACAUCGCCACGCAGGGUCCUCUCCCCAACACCAUCAUCGACUUCUGGAGGAUGAACUGGGAGUACAACAUCGCUGUCAUCAUAAUGGCGUGUCGGGAGUUUGAGAUGGGGAGGAAGAAGUGUGAGAAGUAUUUUCCAAUGUUUGGUGAUGAGCCAAUGACCUUUGGCCCAUUUAAGAUCUCCUGUGAAUCAGAACAAGGCAGAACAGACUACUUUAUCCGCUUACUCGUGGUGGAGUUUGAAAACGAGACGCGGAGGUUGACCCAGUUCCACUACAUCAACUGGCCGGACCAUGACGUGCCCUCCUCCUUCGACUCCAUCUUGGACAUGAUCAGCCUGAUGAGGGAACACCAGCAGCACGACCACACACCCAUCUGUGUCCACUGCAGUGCGGGGUGUGGCCGGACUGGAGCCAUAUGUGCCAUUGACUACACCUGGAACCUGCUAAAAGCUGGAAAGAUUCCGGAAGACUUCAACGUGUUCCGGCUCAUUCAGGAGAUGCGAACGCAGCGGCACUCUGCAGUUCAGACCAAGGAGCAGUAUGAGCUGGUGCACAGGGCCAUCUCUCAGCUCUUUGAGAAGCAGCUGCAGGUUCUGGAGAGUCCCGGCGCUGACAUCACAGACGGCAUGGACGAGGUCAGUCCAGAGAAGCCAGCUCAGAAUUCGGAUGAGGAGAGAUGGGACACACCACCACCCAAACCCCCACGCAUCCGCAGUAGUCAGGUGGAGGGUGAUGUUCGUGAGGAGAUCCUCCAGCCCCCUGAGCCUCGGCCGGUGCCCCCCAUCCUGACGCCCUCCCCCCCCUCCGCCUUCCCCACAGUGACCAACGUGUCCGUGGCCAACGACCGCUACCACCCCAAGCCUGUGCUGCACGUGCUAGCAGCCGCCGCCGCCGCUGCUGCAGCCGCCGCCCACGGGUCCGCCCCCCCCGCACGGAGCCCCGAGGAGGAUGACGCCCCCCAGGCCACCAGCCCCGCCCCUGGCUCCUCCCCCGAGUGCCGCGUGGAGCGGAAGCUGAGCAUCGAGAUCAAGAAGGUUCCGCUGCAGGAGGGACCAAUCAGCUUCCAGUCUGGGGCGGCGGGGGCCGGGGGGGGCGGCAUGCUGCAGCGAAGCCACGCCUUCAAGUCGCGAGGUUCCGCCCCUGCCAACGGCAGCUCCGCCCCCAGCAACAGCAGCUCUCUGUCUGAGGACUCGGGGGUGGAGACAGGGGGCGAGGGUGCCGCCCCCCCGCGCCCAAACCACCUCCCCCUGACUGAGGAGAGGCAGGGGCCGGCCCCGUGGGCCCCGUCUAGCCCCACCCCUGAACACACACCCAGCCCCGCCCCUCCUGCACAGGCCACGCCCACCCGGACUGCCCUCUGCUUCACCAACCCUCUGCACUCGGAUCUGGAGGCCGACGCCCCCUCCCCGCCCCACUCCACCGUCUCCAUGGCGACCGGCUCCGUGUCGGCCCCGCCGGGGGACGUCGCCGCCCCGACACGCAGAGUCAGCUCCCUCUCCAUCGCUGGCCAAUCAGCAUCCACGCAACCCAACAGAGACGUGAGUGAGGAGUCGCCCCCCCCCCUACCUGAGCGGACCCCAGAGUCCUUCCUGCUACCCUCAGAUCUAUCAGAGCCGCUGGGAUCUGCAGGUUCGGCCUUAUGGUGUAGCAGCCCUACUGACCAACACACACGCCACAGUCCUGAGGGGAUGAGAAGAACUCAGGCCAGACCAGUGACUGAUGAGAAGGCUUCGGCGACAGAGGCAGCAGAGGUGGAGGGGCCUGGGAGCGAGUCCAGCCCAGUGAUUGGGUUUGGAAGCCGUGGCACCCAGCCCAAAGGCCCCAGGGACCCCCCCUCCACAUGGACAUGAUGUCAGAGACCCCCCCC